Messenger RNA from Aureobasidium pullulans EXF-150, 1677 nucleotides. Its product is annotated as acetyl-CoA synthetase-like protein. Bases 1 to 1677 code for a protein of 558 amino acids. The record is from RefSeq and is a predicted model, not a curated record. Gene Ontology annotation, molecular function: CoA-ligase activity. NCBI's taxonomy places the organism in Eukaryota, Fungi, Ascomycota, Dothideomycetes, Dothideales, Saccotheciaceae. The transcript is spliced from 4 exons. Gene Ontology annotation, biological process: secondary metabolic process.
AUGAUGAUUUACAACAAAGACAACAAAGCUGACAUCCCGAGCUUGGAUCUUUUGACUUUCCUGUUUGAGUCCGAGCAUUGCCCCGCCAAAGAAGACACACCCUUGCACGCCGAAGCAGAUGACCCCUCGAAAGUCAUCACCAAGUCGCAAGCACGAACUCUCACUCGCCAGAUUGCGCAUUUCCUUCGCCACGAGUAUGGUAUCGGUCAAAACGGUCCAGGCAAGGAUGUCGUGGCUGCUGUAUCGACCGGCCAAUUCGCGCUUCCUUGCAUCUUCUACGGUGUCGUUGCCGCUGAAGGUGUUUAUUCAGGCGCCAGUCCUGGAGCCACGGUUGAGGAACUUGUCCGCCAACUCCAGGAUGGACCUGCGAAGAUAGUAGUCUGCAGCGCCAACCUCAAACCUCUUGCAGAGGCAGCCGCAAAAGUUGUCGCUUUGCCGAAACGCAACGUUCUCGUGUUCGAGUCCACGCCUCAGAUCAAGCUCGAAAGCGCCGACGGAAGUGUGCGCUGUGCCUUCGACCGCGAGUUGCAAUGGAGAACCAUCACCAAUCCUGAUGAGCUGGAGCAGAGCUGUAUCUGCAUGCUUUACUCUUCUGGAACCACUGGACUGCCCAAGGGUGUAAUAGUGUCUCAUACAAACAUGGUAGCAGAAGCCUUUCUACCUGCGUACAUCAAUCGACCCAUUUGGAAAGACUGGGCUGCAGAAGGAAAGCCAUUCGAGAUACGCACCCUCGCCCAUCUUCCUACAGCACACGUCUCGGGUGUACAAGGUUACUUCGUCAACGCCUUCUACGAUGGUGGUAUCGUCUACUGGAUGCCGAUUUUUGACUUCGGCGCUUUCUUGAAGUAUAAUGCUCAGCACAAGAUCACGACAUUCUUCACUCUACCGAAGGUCUAUCUGGGACUUGCCAGACAUCCCGCUGUGACUGAUCAGUUGGAGUCGCUUCGUAUCGCCUACUCUGGAGCUACACCAUUGAACAAAGAGGUCUACCAUUGCACGAAGUUUGGAGGCAAGGGAGAGGAGAGGACAUUACUCAGUCAGACUUGGGGAGCAAGCGAGACUACUGGCGCUGUUACUCAUAUGCCACCCAACAGAAGGGAUACUUCCGGCAGUGUGGGAGCUUUGCUUCCAAGCAUGACAAUGCGAUUGGUCGACGAGAACGACAAUGAUGUUCCUCUCGGUCAGCCUGGAGAAGCAUUACUCAAGGGUCCAGUCAUCUCUCAGGGCUACCACAAAAACCCCGAAGCAAACGCUGCAGGCUUCACCAAGGAUGGCUGGUACCGUACAGGGGACGUGAUGCAGUUUGAACAAAAUGGCGAGCUUCUCUAUGUUGUUGGACGCACAAAGGAAAUCAUCAACUACAACGGCCUCAAGAUCGCACCCGCCGAGCUCGAAGCUAUCCUUACCGAACACCCUCUUGUCGCAGAUGUAGCUGUUGCGGGAGUCGCAGCCGACGACACAGAAGUCCCACGCGCCUUCAUCGUCCUCCGCCCAGAAGUCGACCCGACUCCAAAGACUGCGGAGGAUAUCAAAGAGUUUGUCAAACAACGUAUCUCGGAGCACAAGCAGUUGAGUGGUGGGAUUGUGUUUGUGGAAAAAGUGCCUCGGUUACAGUCUGGCAAGGUGUGGAGGGCUGAGUUGGAAAAGUUGGAAGCAAGUUCUUGGAAGGUGUUGUGA